GCGGCCAUGCUCGUCACAGCAAGGCAUGUCCAUUGGCCAGUCGUCAGCCAAUAGGGCCUCGCUUAGCCAUUCGUGCCUGAGCUUCCACGGUCCGUUCAUCUGUCUGUCCUGUGGGCUGACUGGUCUCCGUCAGCCAUAUUUCCAUUUCUUCACCGGGCAGAGAGGUUUGGUGGGGUGAACUGCCCACCUUUGAUUGACAUCGUCCUUAAACUCAGGAGUCUUGCUGUACAAUGUACGGCAACGGGUAUCCGAAUCAGACGAUGUACCCAGGUGGGAGACAAGGACGGGACAGACCAAACUUUGACUCUUUUCCGGGGCAAGGGCCACAAAAUUGGUAUCCAAGGGGCCCUAUGAGUAAAAAUGUUAUGCAAGGGAAAGGUUCAAUGGGCCCAGGGCUGAUAAGCAACAAUGCUCCAGAGCACUGUGACACAGGCAGCCAUAUGCUACAAACUUUUAACAUGAAUGGAUCCCAUAAUACCAUGAGGGCUGGGCAGCCACCCCGGUUUCCCAGAGGGGAUCAACAAUUCAAAAGCCGCUUCUGGGCCAACUCAAAUCAGCAGAACAAUGGCAUGAAGCAGGAUCAGACUAUGAAGAACAACCUUAAAAACAAACAACCUGGGGAAAAUUUGCGCAAGCCUCAGUGGGAUCUCAAUGUUCUCCAACAGUUCGCUAAGGACUUUUAUGUUCCUCACUCUAAUGUGGCUGGCAGGUCAGAUGAUGAAGUGAGAGUGUACCGUGAGAGCCGUGAAAUAACAGUGAAGGGAAAAAAUGUUCCCAAUCCCAAUCAGGCUUUUGAAGAAGGAAAUUUCCCCGAGUUUGUCGUGCAGGAAAUUCUCAAGCAGGGGUUCUCUGAACCUACACCCAUCCAGGCUCAAGGAUGGCCCAUUGCAUUGUCUGGCCGUGACAUGGUUGGCAUUGCUCAAACUGGAUCUGGAAAGACUUUAGCUUACAUGCUGCCAGCUGCUGUGCACAUCAGCAACCAGCCUCAACUCUCCCGGGGAGAUGGUCCCAUUGCCCUGGUGCUUGCCCCAACCAGGGAGCUGGCGCAACAGAUUCAAAGUGUUGCCCGUGACUUUGGCUCGUCAUCACUAAUCAGGAACACCUGUGUGUUUGGCGGUGCACCCAAAGGGCCUCAGGCUCGUGAUUUGGAACGAGGAGUUGAAAUUGUAAUUGCCACUCCUGGACGCCUGAUUGACUUUUUGGAGAGAGGCACCACCAACCUAAGGAGGUGCACUUACCUUGUGUUGGAUGAAGCCGAUCGCAUGCUUGAUAUGGGCUUUGAGCCGCAAAUCCGCAAGAUCAUUGAGCAGAUUAGGCCUGACAGACAAGUGCUCAUGUGGUCAGCAACAUGGCCUAAGGAAGUCCAGGCUUUGGCUGAAGAUUUUCUUACUGAUUACAUUCAGAUCAACAUUGGAUCUCUUGAUCUAGCUGCCAACCACAACAUUCGUCAGAUUAUUGAAGUCUGUCAGGAGCAUGAGAAGGAAGAGAAGUUGUCAAAGCUCCUGAGAGAAAUCAAUGGCAAGGCUAUUGUGUUUGUUGAAACGAAGAAGAAGGUGGAUGAUGUUACAAAACUGAUCCAGAGAGAAGGCUGGCAAGCAAUCAGUAUUCAUGGUGACAAAUCUCAGCCGGAGCGUGACCAUGUUCUUGCUGAGUUCCGCAGUGGCAAAUCGAAUAUCUUGGUCGCAACAGAUGUAGCUGCGCGAGGCUUGGAUGUGGAAGAUGUUAAAUUUGUCAUCAACUUCGACUACCCCAACACUGCUGAGGACUACAUUCAUCGCAUUGGACGUACUGGUCGAUGCCUGCAGAGUGGGACAGCGUAUGCCUUUUUCACCCCUAACAACCAGCGCCAGGCUAAGGAAUUGAUCGGAGUGUUGCAAGAGGCCAAUCAACCUGUCAACCCUGCUUUGGCUGAAUUGGCUAAUAUGGCUCGCAGUCAAUAUGGAGGACGCAACCGUUGGAACAAGUACAGUACCAAGGACAAUUCAAAUGGUGACCGUAACCAAAAUCGCCAAAAUGGGCAGAAUUGGCACAGCAACAACAAUGAUAACAGGGUGAAUGGCAUGGGAAAUGGCAUGGGCAACAACUCUCCUCGUUUCAGUGGGCCCAAUGCUAACAACUACCGCAACCCAGGUGAAAACCGUGGAAACUACCAGAAGAGUGGAUUCCAAAAUGGAUACCAGAAUGGCUAUGGCCAGUCAAAUGGCUACCAUGGGCAGCAGAAUGGCUAUCAUGGACAGCAGAAUGGUUACCACAAUCAGAACGGAUUUGCCCAAAAUGGAUAUGGAGGCCAGAAUGGCUACCAGAACAACCGCGGAUUUGGUAAUCAAGGUGCUCGCAGCGGAUUCCAGAACAACCGUUACAACAACCGAUACAACAACAACUAUGCCAACAGUCAAGGAGGCCACAAUGGUCAAAUGUUCAACAUGCCGCCUCCAUUCAUGAUGCAGCCAACAGCUGAUGGUGGCGUGCAGAGCCUGAUCAACAACAAGUUUUUCCAGACCAACAGGCCCCCACAGGCCAGCGGAGCCUGCGCAUACCAAAGUAUGUCUCCGAGUGCUUAUGGAGGCUACCAGACCCCAGUGGCUUAUUACGGCUACUCUCAGCCACAAGCUGUGCAGCAGUAGAUGUAUUUUCUCUCUGUAGCGAGCUAAAUUGGCUCGAUGUGUGGUUUGCUUUACUAUUAUUUUGCUCUAUAACACUGCUAAUCUAACUUAGAAAAAUGAUUUUUAACUAUUUUUUUUCCUUGGUUGUUAUGAGUAUUCUAGUUUAGGAUGACAAUUCUUUUAAUAUCUACUCAUUAAACUGAUGUCUUCCCUCCAUUCAAGUAUUUGGACUGAGAAAGAUUUGUUUAUUCCAUUGCCAUUAUUUUUGUGUUAGGGGUCAGUUAGAUCAGCUGUCAUAAAUAGUAAUCUAGUUACCUGAGAGCUGCAUAAAGUUACCUGACCCGCUGGCCGGGCAGUGUGCCCUCCAGACGCAAUGUGAUUUGACAUACUAUCACCAAAGUUUUCUCAUUAUCAUUUAAGCUGAGUACUCUGCCUCUGGUCUAAAUUGAUCUUUAUUUCCUUAUAUAUGUUUGUUUCAUGGAGUCCUCUGACCAGUCAAAUGGCACUCAUUCUGUACAAGUGAAUAUAUAGUAUCGGUAAUUGCUCAUGAAGCAAAGGGGAUAGUCAAGGAUUAACUGUCCCUUCUGUCCUGUGAUUUGUUUGUAUAUAUUGUUGGCAAGAUUUGAUGAGCUCUCGGCAGUUGCUGAUUAACUGUACGAAACUUACAGUCUCAUGCUUUUGUCAGUCAUUGUUUUUCUGAGAUCUGGGGAAAGUAUUCCCAUGUAAAACGGAGCGUCAUAGUAUCUUCUCCAUUGUUCAGAUCUUGUUUCAUAUUCAUCUUGCGUUUCAAUUUAUCCUGAGUUGAGACGCAGUUUUUCAAUGUAUAUGUGCAGACAAUUAUUCAAUGUAUGUGCAGACUGUUCCUUCUUCAAUUUUUUUUCUCUUUGUCUGUUUCCCUUUUACAAAUUGAUUUUAAGGGGGGUCUGGAAGUGAGUAGAUUUUGAAAGAAAACUUAAAUUCACUCUUAUUAUUAAAUAUUGGUGUGUGGGACAAGCACUAUUUUUGUCAUUUUGAUCUUACAAUUGUUGAACCAAACAAAAGCUAUGUAAGACCACAUUCCAGUUAUUGUAUAUUUCCUUUUUGUCGACUAAUUGUUAUUGUAGUUUUCCAUAUUUCUGUAUGCUGUUGAGAUGCACGAAACAUUCAGAAGGGGGGAGGGUUGGGAGGUACGACCACCUAGUUUUUAUUUUGUGUCUGUGGACACUGCUAGUACUGGAAAGAAACUAUUUUUUAAUAAAAAAAAAUUGUUCAAUGUAUUAAGAGGACCAGAUGUGCAUCUGGUUGAUGAGAGUACAUUGUUAUUUAUCUUUUUGUUGAGGGGGUAAAUGAACAUGACAACCGGUCUUUGACUGAAUUGUAUGUUCUUAGGGCCUCUGUUAGGCUUGAAUUCUCUUAUGUGAAGAAAAUUGUGACUUUAGGUCUACAACUAUUUAUUUGCCCAAGGACUUCACACUGUUGGAGUCUAUAUAUGUUGAAGUGUAUGGCUUUUUUAUUUGUUUUUUUUUCUUUAUGAAAAGAUAUUUAUAGAUCUUGAAAGCGUUCCUUAACCCCCUAAAUGAUCUGUCCCCCUCAAGGGUCGUGUACAUAGUUAUGAAUCAGAGUUCAAUAUUAUGUGUAAAUUAUUGUGUACGUUUGAGUCAUUCAUUGAUUCAUUCUCAAUUACACUUGUUCUGUGAUAUGUAAAUCGUAGCAAAUAAUUUUAACUUAAGUUGCAAGUCCAAGAGAGAAAGGUCGGUUAGAACCAUGCUAUUGAGUAUUUUGCUAUAGGGAACACUGUUAAUGGUCCUACUGUACUCUAAGUACUGAUUGUGAUAUUUUCUUCAAAAGACUGAUACCUGAAAGUGGUAUGCUUUUAUUAAGACUUCUGCUCUGUGGCAGGGGUUUAUUUCCCAGCUUAAAAUUGUCACGUGUGUUGGAGUUUGUGCAACUCUGGCAUAAAUGUUUUUUACAAACUUAGUUAUAUGAAAGUCAAAACCUUGUGAGUUGACUUAGUUUUAUGGAGCUCACUCCAAUUUUCUGUUAUACAGAUUGACACAAGGUAACUUAAAGCAUUGGUAGUUGGCAGGAGGAGGGAUGAGUGCUGGUUCUGGCCGUGAGGGGGUGCAUCACCUCCGAUGCCCUUCCACACUCCAUCGCCUACCUUUCUCAUUGGAAAUGGCAUGCCGUUUAUCUGAGGGCAAAUUCGUUUGGCAGUCCUUGUGAUUGUCGAGUGUUGAUAUUUGCUCUGUAUUACCUAAUGCAGAAACUUGUUUUGUUCUUGUUCUUUUAUUGAAAGAAAGGAAACAUUGUUUUAGUCAGUUUCAUUGCUACUAAAUUAGCAGUUCAGUGAUUUGUUAACUGCUUUUGUUUUUACCAUGACAUAUUGCAGAUAUGAAAACAUGUUUGAUUGCGAUACGAGCGACCCUUGACUCUGUGAUGGACGCAUCUUCCUAAGCUGAAGGAGCGGAACUCUUCUGUUCGUUUCCUCUGUGCAUUUCUAGUAUGUUAUACAGUAUUAUGAUAGUAAAUGAAUAUCACCUGAAUGUAUGUUUUGAAUACUAUGGCAAAUGAAAAUAUAUUAAAAUUAAAUCAUUUGCUGUGUGCGAGCUGUAAGAUGGCUCACAGUUCAUGAUUUAAGAAAAAAAAGAAAUAAAGAGUACAUAUAUAAUAAAUUUCAUCUUAGCCCAA
This is a messenger RNA of Thrips palmi, 5270 nucleotides long. RefSeq names its product DEAD-box ATP-dependent RNA helicase 20-like. Bases 231 to 2624 code for a protein of 797 amino acids. Gene Ontology annotation, cellular component: nucleus; ribonucleoprotein complex; cytoplasm. Gene Ontology annotation, molecular function: ATP binding; RNA binding; RNA helicase activity. The transcript has 12 exons. NCBI's taxonomy places the organism in Eukaryota, Metazoa, Arthropoda, Insecta, Thysanoptera, Thripidae. The record is from RefSeq and is a predicted model, not a curated record.